Molecule: messenger RNA, 1467 nt
Organism: Capronia coronata CBS 617.96
Lineage: Eukaryota; Fungi; Ascomycota; Eurotiomycetes; Chaetothyriales; Herpotrichiellaceae
Exons: 1
Coding region: 1-1467 (488 amino acids)
Source: RefSeq, a predicted model, not a curated record
AUGUCUGACAUCGGAGUCUCAGAAUACGUGAUCCUGAACGAGGUCCUCCCGAGUCAUGAUUCUCCCGAAAACAAAGGCAACCCAGACCUAGAGCUGCCGGUUGUACCAGGACAUGCUGUUCUGUUCAAAGGAUCAGAGUUCGCAGCCUCAAAUGUCUCCAUUCCGAGCUCGACACAGCAGGAACGGGCAAACAAUUCGGAAAGCCUCUCAGAGAAAGAACAGGAAACAAUGUCUGCUCUGGCCGCCUCGAUUGCACAAACAAAGGUUACAGGAUGCUCGAACGCUUCUGCGCCAGCAAUACAAUCAGGUACCGCCAAACAAGGAAUCGAUUCCCACCCCACAAGAAUCGCUGAGCAAGACCAGGGCUCUCUUGGAGACUGGAGAACCGAGGAGCAAAGCGAUGAACAGUCAUAUACCAGCAUUUUGUGGCAAGCCGAUAUCGAUCGCCAUGUCCAGCACCUAGACGCUGUCAGAGCAGCCUUCCAGAAUCUGGACAUUGAGAUGCGGAACUGGAAAAUGGGCAGACGCACGGAAAGCAAUAUCAUGCCCCCUGCCGUCGGAGUAUGCAUAAAUACCUUCUUUCGGCAUUGCGACUCCUAUCGGCAGACGAUAUCUAUCUCUGACAUUGAUGCCCCUGGCCCUCUGAAAGAUCUCGAUUUAGCCGAGAGGACAGAUCAACCGCUCUUCCAGAGGGAGAGAAGUGAGACCGCUCCGGGAACAAUAGAUACCUCCCAUAUGGAGGGUGAUUGGAAAAACGAGUACCUCCAAGUCGUGGAAGAGAUUGAAGAGAUAGAGCAGCAGGAGGAGGAAGUGAGAGUAGAGCUCCACCAACUGCAGUUUCAAGGGGAAGACGAGACUGAUCCAGACGUCACCUCUGAAAGAGAAGCCCUGAACCGCCGUCAGCAGGAACUCCAGCAUCAACACGGACUCGCUGUAUUACGCUAUCAGAACCUGUAUGCUCUAGAACUCAGCGCCGACGAAGCCGACAGCGACUAUUUUACAGCUCCAUCAAGGCAGCAACACUCUGAAUAUGAGCUCGUCCCACUGCGAUCAGGACCUCGCGUUGAAGAAGUUUCAGCUUCUGGCUGGAAAGUUUAUUCAGACACUAGAUCUGAGCCUGUCGGCGCGUCUACUAUGUCUCGAUAUGACAUGGAACCUUCGGAUGCUCAAAACAUUCUCAGAGAAGGGGCAUCUGUGAGCGACCUCCGGAGAAGGAAGAGGGAAUUAUUCGAUGACAUGGAAUUCUGCGAUAUGCUUAUAAAAGAUAAGCGCCACGAGUAUGAACAGAUCAAGAGUGAAGAGGAUAAGAGAAAGAAAGCGAAGUACCCCAUGCCGGAAGAAGAUGUCCGGUUCCUGGAGACCUACGAUCAGAAGAUGAUAAGCCUUAGGAAAAAGUGGGAGACGGACAAAAGAGCAGUCGAACAGAUCGACGAGCAGUUGAUGGCAUGGCAAAAUCAAACUCCCUGA